Molecule: messenger RNA, 2917 nt
Organism: Parasteatoda tepidariorum (common house spider)
Lineage: Eukaryota; Metazoa; Arthropoda; Arachnida; Araneae; Theridiidae
Molecular function (GO): protein binding
Source: RefSeq, a predicted model, not a curated record
UUUACUAAUAAAUGUUAAGACAAACUGAACUGAUGUCAACGUACGCCACGACUUCGAAAUCGAAACAUCAACAGGCGGAUGUCAACAAAACCAUGAUUUAGAUAUUUUCAUGUUGUCAUUAAAUAAAAAACGUUCAAACUAAAGUUUAAUUUUGAACUGUCAAAUUCGUUCAAAAAUGGGAAACGUUGAAAUGCAUAAGCUGGAACCUGUAAGAGCUGAUGAAAGAGAAGAAUUAGACUUGAGCACUCCUGUUGAUUACAAAACAUUCUGCAAACACAUCAAGGGUGAAUAUUCACAUAAGUGCCUGACUGAAAUUCCGUCAGCUAUAACAGACUCAAUAUCAUUACAUGAGAGAAUAAACUUAUCAUUCAAUUGCUUAUCAACUUUGCCAGAAGAACUUCCUUUACGAAUACCUCACAUAUCCUUUUUGGACCUUAGCUUUAAUAAAAUUACUACUUUACCAGAUAGUAUAGGUUUAUUUUUUCAUUUAAAAGAACUGCUUUUAUCUCAUAACCAACUAGAACAAAUUCCAUUUACUCUCUCCCGAUUGGUAAAACUUCAGAAGAUCGAUUUGUCUCACAACAACCUGAUCUCCUUGCCAGAAAAUAUUGGUGAAAUGGAGUCACUCAAAAAACUCAAUGUCAGCUGCAAUAAACUGACUUGUCUUCCUAAAUCUCUCGGUUACAGUGAAACUAUUGAAGUUCUUCUUGCUGUGUCUAAUGCUUGUGAAUCACAACCGCCUCAACAUAUCUGUGAUAGUGGAUCUGUUCAAACUAUUAGGUUUUUAAAACAACUUGCAUCAGGGAAAAUCCUAUCAAAAGUGGAACGAGAAAUUAAUGUGUUUCCCAGAGUUAGAGGUAAUGUCAUUCAAACAGCAGCUGCUAAUCCUGAUUCUGCUAAAGCUCUAUAUGUUCAAAUACAAACAGCAACUAUGAACACUGCAAGUAGAAUUAGAACACCUUUGCUUCCACCUUAUGAUGCUACUCAACUGCAUCCUGAUGAACUAAAAGAUAGAAUAAUCGGUUUGCUUUACGGUGCUGUGAUUGGAGAUGCCCUAGGAAUUGCAACAGAAUUUUUGUCUUUGGAUGAAUGCCAUUUUUAUUACAAUGAAGAGACACUAACUUAUAACGAUAUCAUUCGAGAUGAGCAUAGAGUUCAUUGGAGUAGAGGGGACUGGACGUCCAAUUCUGAUCAAAUGCUUCUUGUCCUUGAUUCCUUGCUGCAAUGGGCUGGUGUGGUUGAUGAGUUAGAGUUUGCCAAACAUCUUAUUACCUGGAAGAAAAGUGGAAUUCCAGAAUUAGAGGGACGAGAAAGUUACAUGCAUUCAACUACAAUCAAUCUUGUGUUGCAAUCUCCCAAGUAUGAUGAAAAUCCACAUCAGGUUGCUGAAGAUACUCAUAAACAUGAUGGAUUUAACCUUACAAACGGAAAUAGUUCAAGUAGUCCCCAAAAAUCAUCCUUAUUCGUUGAUAGUGGUUCUCUCUCACGAGCAUUAGUACUUGGUAUACCUCGUUUUCAUGACUUGAGUGAAGUUAUUUCAAAUUCUGUCAGAAUAUGUUUAGCUACACACUUUGAUGAAAGAUGUGUCAUGACAUGUGUAACUUUAAGUGUGGCAGUUGCUUUAAUGUUGCAAGGCAAAUAUUCUUUGGAAGAAGACUCUUCAAUGGAAGAGUUGUUAAAGAGGGCAACUCAAUAUGGUUUAAACUAUAGCAAAGAUGAAGCUAUACAAAAAGAAUUCAACUAUUAUUGUUGUUGUAGUGAUUAUAAAAAUAUUGGAAUUUCUGAAGUUGGAAAAGCAUGUCAUCCUUUUAAAGCAUGCGCAGCUGCUUUUACAGGUCUUCGGUCUGGGGCAGAUUUUAAAAGUGCUCUGAGCAGUUUGUUGAUGCUUGGGGGUUACAGUAGCAUGACUGGCUGCAUUAGUGGUUCAUUACUUGGCUGCAAAUAUGGCUAUUCUCGACUUCCAAAACUCUGGAUUGAUGGUUUGAAGCCUAAAAAUAAAGAAUAUUUAAAUUCUAAAAUCAAUUCUCUGCUAGAUAUGAUGGGCCUGCCUUAAUCUUUAGUCAUUGUGUUACUUUUUGUAUUAUAAAAUUACAUAUUUUUUAAAUUAGUGCUAUACUAUAUUGCAAUCUUGACAGCUAUAUUAUUAUUUUUUCUUUAAAAAUAUAUGUUAUUAUUGUUACAGAGUCAUUUUAGUUCAUAUGUCUUGUCUGAUAUUUUGGAAAUUGUGAUUUGAAAAAAAAAUAUGUAUAUUAUUUUUUAAAAUUUGCUUUUAGUUGUUUUGUUAUAGAACAUUUUAUUUUAUACCUUAAUCAAUUGAUAUUUUAAAAGCAGUGUUCAUUAGCUGUGUGACAUGUUUCUAACUAUUCUAAAAAAGAUCUUAUUUAUUACAUGUUUCCCUUUAAAGCUGAAAUAUAACAAUAUUGAUAUUCAAAAAUUUUAGGUAGCUUGAACUUUAACAUUAGAUAACUAAGUUAAUUUUGUUUCCAGUAAAAGUUACUAAAAGGCUAGCAAAAUUUCAAUUUUCCAAGACCAUAAAUUGAGUAAUUAAAAAUAUAAUAAUUUUAGUCAUAAUUUUUUUAAAAAAACAUUAUUAAAAUAAAAUUUCUUUUUAAGUAAGCGACAUGAAUAUAUUUUAACAAUUAUUAAUAAAAUAAAAAGUUUUGACGUCUUGUGAAAUGGUAUGCUGUCAUCUUAUAAAUAUUUCAAAUUUUUUUAUUUGUAAUUUGAAUACCGUAAGCAUGAAAAAAAAUCAAAUUGAUCCUCUAACUAACAAAAGGAUUUAGGAUUGUUUUUUUUUUCAUUUCUCAUAUUCAGACUUAUCAUCAGACUAAUUUCCAAUAUAUAUAUAUAUAUAUAUAAAGCAUGAAGGUUGGAAGAGAUUUCAGGAUGCCUAGCAAUCUGUAUAAUCUAGAAAGCU